Messenger RNA from Elephantulus edwardii (Cape elephant shrew), 1527 nucleotides. RefSeq names its product fatty aldehyde dehydrogenase-like. The record is from RefSeq and is a predicted model, not a curated record. NCBI's taxonomy places the organism in Eukaryota, Metazoa, Chordata, Mammalia, Macroscelidea, Macroscelididae. Gene Ontology annotation, molecular function: aldehyde dehydrogenase (NAD+) activity. Gene Ontology annotation, cellular component: cytoplasm. Gene Ontology annotation, biological process: aldehyde metabolic process.
AUGGAGGGUCUAGUCGAACGGGCUCGAGCAGCGUUCCGGUCCGGCCGCUCGCGGUCUCUACAGUUCCGGCUGCAGCAGCUCGAGGCCCUGCGAAGGAUGGUACAGGAGCGCGAAAGAGACAUCCUGGAGGCCAUCGGCUCAGACCUGUGCAAGAGUGAAUUCAAUGCCUACAGUCAGGAAGUCAUUAGUGUCCUUGGAGAGAUUGAUCAUGCCUUGGAGAAGCUUCCCGAAUGGAUUACUCCUAAGCCAGCUGAGAAGAACCUGCUUGUCAUGCUAGAUGAUGCCUAUGUUCAUUCAGAACCCCUGGGAGUUGUCCUGAUAAUUGGAGCUUGGAACUACCCCUUUGUCCUCAUCAUCCAGCCACUAAUAGGAGCCAUUGCUGCAGGAAAUGCUGUAAUUGUCAAGCCUUCUGAACUAAGUGAAAAUACAGCCAAGCUUUUGGCUAAGCUCAUUCCUCAGUACUUAGACAAGGACCUGUAUGCUGUUAUUAAUGGUGGUGUUAAGGAAACCACAGAACUUCUGAAGCAGCGAUUUGACCAUAUUCUCUAUACAGGAAAUACUGCAGUUGGAAAAAUUAUCAUGGAAGCUGCUGCCAAACAUCUAACCCCUGUAACCCUUGAACUGGGAGGGAAGAGUCCAUGUUAUGUUGAUAAAGACUGUGACUUGGACAUUGCCUGCAGACGCAUAACCUGGGGGAAGUACAUGAACUGUGGUCAAACCUGCAUUGCCCCCGACUACAUUCUCUGUGAACCAUCCCUGCAGAACCAAAUUGUGGAGAAGAUUAAGAAAACUUUGAAGGAAUUUUAUGGAGAAAAUGUACAAGAGUCUCCUGAUUAUGAAAGGAUCAUCAAUCUUCGUCAUUUUAAGAGAAUAAUAAAAUUACUUGAAGGACAGAAGAUAGCGCAUGGUGGAGAGACUGAUGAAGCGUCACGCUACAUAGCCCCAACAAUACUUGUUGAUGUCAAUCCUGAAACCAUGGUGAUGCAAGAAGAAAUUUUUGGACCAAUUCUUCCCAUAGUGCCUGUGAAAAAUGCAGAUGAAGCUAUAAAAUUCAUAAAUGAGCGUGAAAAGCCACUUGCUUUUUAUGUAUUUUCGCAGAACAAUAAGUUGAUCAAACGAAUGAUUGAUGAGACGUCCAGUGGUGGUGUCACAGCCAACGAUGUCAUUAUGCAUUUUACACUCAAUUCCUUACCAUUUGGAGGAGUAGGUUCAAGUGGAAUAGGAGCUUAUCAUGGAAAACAUAGUUUUGAUACAUUCUCUCAUCAGCGUUCCUGUUUGUUAAAAAGUUUAAAGAGGGAAGGUGCUAAUAAACUCAGAUAUCCUCCUAACAGCCAGUCAAAGGUAGACUGGGCAAAAUUUUUCCUUCUGAAACGAUUUAACAAAGGAAAAUUUGGUCUUCUGUUGUUCGCCUUCCUGGGUAUUGUUGCAGCUGUUCUUGUCAAGAAAUAUCAAGCUAUGCUGAGGAGAAAGGUCCUGUUGCUUUUUCUGGUAGUUCACAGACUGUGUUAGUCUAGUAAAUUGUGGUGA